Messenger RNA from Otolemur garnettii (small-eared galago), 744 nucleotides. RefSeq names its product fibroblast growth factor binding protein 3 (gene FGFBP3). Gene Ontology annotation, molecular function: growth factor binding. The transcript has a single exon. Gene Ontology annotation, biological process: cell-cell signaling. The record is from RefSeq and is a predicted model, not a curated record. Lineage: Eukaryota; Metazoa; Chordata; Mammalia; Primates; Galagidae. The coding region runs from base 1 to 744 and encodes 247 amino acids.
AUGAGUUCUCUUUGGCUACGAGCGUCCCUCUCGCUGCUGCUGCUGCUGGGCGGCUGCUUCCUCGCCGCCGGACGGAGGGAUCAGGGGGCAGCUGGCAGCGCGGUGGAACCGGUUCCUCCAGGUCCCAGGGGAGGCUCCUCGGGUCGCUUCAUCAGCCCAGAGCAGCACGCGUGCAGCUGGCAGCUUCUGCUGCCCACCCCAGGGGCCGCAGAGGGCAGCGAACUUGCGCUGCGCUGCCAGGGUCCGGACGGGGCGCGCCACCAGUGUGCCUACCGCGGGGAACCGGAGCGCUGCGCCACCUACACCGCUCGCCGAUCGCACUACUGGAAGCAGGUGCUGGGCGCGCUGCGCAAGAAGCGGCGGCCCUGCCACGACCCCUCGCCGCUCCAGGCCCGCUUGUGCGCGGGCAAGAAGGGCCACGGCGCGGAGCUACGCCUAGUGUCCGGAGCGUCCCAGCCCGCCCACCCUACCCCCGCCGGCUUCCCGGGGGAGCCCAAGCCCCGAGCCAGGAGCCGGGGACGGUCCCGGGAGCACGCCGCCGGCCUCGCGCCGAGCGUGCGGCCCAAAGAAAAGAAGACCAAAGGGGACAAGAGGAAGGCGGCCUCGGAUCCCCACGAGGAGCGACCUAUGGGGACUGGGCCCUACGCGGAUGCGCUGGACGAGAACACCGAGCUCACAAAGACCUACUGCGCUGAGAAGUGGCACUCCCUCUGCAACUUUUUUGUCAACUUCUGGAACGGCUGA